This is a messenger RNA of Lampris incognitus (smalleye Pacific opah), 2055 nucleotides long. RefSeq names its product SPARC-like 1 (gene sparcl1). Gene Ontology annotation, molecular function: calcium ion binding; collagen binding; protein binding. The transcript is spliced from 10 exons. The record is from RefSeq and is a predicted model, not a curated record. Bases 1 to 2055 code for a protein of 684 amino acids. NCBI's taxonomy places the organism in Eukaryota, Metazoa, Chordata, Actinopteri, Lampriformes, Lampridae. Gene Ontology annotation, biological process: anatomical structure development.
AUGUUACAGGGGCAAAGCAAACCACAUGGAAAACAUCAUGCACUGUUAAAGCCCUCGCAUGCUGCCAAGGAAAAGGAUGUUGCCCCAAAGGAGGCCAAUGAGGGGCUGGUUUUACCCACUUUGGUCACGUUUGAGGCCAGCAGUCAGGGACAUGAGGAUGAGGACAUGAGUGCUGAGGACAACGCUAAAGCUAAUGUUAAUGUGAAUAGAGAGGAAGAUGGAUUGGUCAAGGUGACCAAGAGAGGUGAGAAGAGCCUGGCGGUGCUACUGAGUGAAGAAGAAUUAGUAGACCUACUAAAAGAGGAGUCAGAUGAGGAGGAGACAGAGGAGGAGGAAGGGGACGAGGAGACAGAAGUGGCAGACAAGGAGGAGUUGGAUCCAAAGGAGGACACUGAGAUAAUUGAGGAUGAAGGAGAUCAGGAGCAAGGAGCAGAGGACAACUUUGAAAAGGAAGAAGAUUACAAAGAGGUGUCAGAUGCACUGGACGUGAAAGAAGAAGGUGAAGAAGAAGCGGGCACUCAGAAACAGGAAGAUGAGGUGGAGGAGGGGACGUCACUCAAGGGAAAGGAAAAAGAGACCAUCGGUGAUAUAGACCGCCGAGUGCGGCAGGAAAUGGAGGAAACUGAAGGUAGCGCAGAGUCAGAGAUCCCAGUUGAUCUGGACUAUGCUGCUGAUAGUGAUAUUUCACAGCCUUUACAGAGUGAUUCUGCACAGGUACAACCCCACAAUGAUCACAUCUCAAAGCAAAAAGAUUUGGACGCUGAAGAGAAGGAAAAGCAAGCUGGCGAGAAAAGAAUGCUGACUGAUAAGUAUGAACAAAACAUACGAAAUACUGACAAACCAGUGAGUGACGAACAGGCUGAUCGUGACAAGCUCUCAGAAAUGAAAAAUGCCAAGGACAAAUCAUCCUUGUCUGAAUCUCACCAGACAGAUCGACACGAAGAACCAGCUGUCCUCCAAGAGCCAAAGAGCAUCGCAGAUGGCAAUGCAGAAUUUGAAGGGGCACAACUGGCUGAAAGGGGGGAUUCAGAAGAAGAGGAAAAUAAGAAUGACAGUGCAGUUCACACCAGAGGAAAGAUUUGGAAGCAGAAGAAGAACAAAAUGCCAAGGACGCAAUCUCAGCACACAGAUGAAACCUCCCUGAGGCAGGAACAGAGCCAACAGACUUCCCAAGAGUCUGAGGAGCAUACCACUGACAACACAGUCCACAAGGCCAAGAGGAGAAGAGCAGGGAAAUGGACUCCUUCAGUGGGUAUGAAUCCAGUUCAGAUAAGGGCCACGGUGGAUCUCUACCCCAGUGCCAGGCCCCCUCUCGGGGGAGGAAUCCAUGACCCCGAGGCCUCUGUUGACCCAUGUGACAACUUCCGCUGUAAACGUGGAAAGAGCUGUAAACUGGAUGCGGACAGUAAGCCUGCCUGUGUGUGUCAGGAGCCCUCAGAAUGCCCUGCUAGUGUCAACGAUUUUGACCAUGUUUGUGGGACUGACAAUAAUACUUACGACACUUCUUGUGAGCUAUUUGCAACUAAAUGCAAACUGGAGGGCACCAAGAGAGGACAUAGACUUCAUCUUGACUACACUGGGCCAUGCAAACUCAUACCUCCAUGUCUGGAUACAGAGCUGGUCCAGUUCCCUUUACGGAUGAGGGACUGGCUGAAAAAUGUUUUGCUGCAGCUCUAUGAGCAUGACACCAUGUCCCCCGGCUUCCUCACUCCCAAACAGCGUGUCAGAGCAAAGAAAAUCUAUGAGAGUGAGAGACGUCUUCAUGCUGGUGACCACCCCAUUGAACUGCUCGCGCAGGACUUUGAGAAGAACUACAACAUGUACAUCUACCCUGUGCACUGGCAGUUUGCACAAAUGGACCAACACCCUUCUGAUAGAUUCCUGACCCACUCAGAGUUGGCCCCGCUGAGGGUCCCUCUGGUCCCAAUGGAGCACUGCACCUCCCUCUUUUUCCAGGAGUGUGAUGCUGAUAAAGACAAGCUGGUGUCCUUUACAGAGUGGAUCCACUGUUUUGGUAUCAUGGAUGAGGACAUGGAUGUCAAUCUGUUGUUCUGA